AUGUUGAUCGUGCACCCCGUAGUCGGUUUGCCAUGGUCGAGGGACCAAUUCCUGUUGCAGCGACCUAGCUCGUUGCAGCCGCUCCUCGUCCUCGAUUAGAAAUUCAGGCAGCGCGUCGACCUCGCCGCAACUCGCCAGAUUACAGAUGCCUGCAAAUGGAGGAAAAUUAUCAGCACCCUCAUGGGAUGGUGAUUGUGCAGCUCGGGGUUAGUCUGCCAUAGUCGAGGGGCCAUUUUCUGCUGCAGCCACUUCUAGUCCUACAUUAACCAAUUUAGCGAGCACGUGGACCUCAACUCGCCUACAAACUUAACGAACUAUGGACCAGCUCUCCACUCGUAACUUCCAACCAAGCAUCCCUUAACCCAUAAGAAAACGACCACCGAGAUACGACUUUUCGAGCCUGCGUGAUCGUAAUUCCAACGUACACCGCGAAACAGGAAGAGCCUCUCCGAUUAGCGGAUACUCCUGUAUCUCUGCCAGUUAUCGCGUCCGGUUUCGCGCUGGAAACCUCACGGCAACGUCAGACGUUGCAUAUUCGAUUUACGCGGUUCCAUCAUGAGACGCAGUGCGGUGAUCCUCGGGAUCUUCUGGGCGUUGCUGGAGAACCUCGGCGGCACAGGAGCGAUCUGCUCCACCAACAAGUACGAGAAAGGUCCGAGAUUAUGGCUGAAGUGUUCCCAUUCGAGCCUGUCGGAGCCUUUGGAAACUGGCAACUCCAUGGUCUCCGUUCUUUCGAUCUCCCUCUCGAAUAUCCCCUACGUUCCCGACCAGGCCUUCUUCAAAUUCGGGAGCGACCUGCUCCUGAUGAGCCUGCACUCCUGCGGGAUAAAGGACAUCCACGCGACAGCAUUUGACGGGAUGUACAGGUUGAAGAAGCUGAUCCUCUCUAGCAACAACAUCACCUACGUCCGACCCGAGUGGUUCUCCAGCCUGACCUCUCUGGAACACCUCGACCUGGCGUACAACUCCAUCUCCGGGAUCGACAAUGACGUCUUCCCCAGGUUGGCCAACCUGAAGACCCUUGACCUCGGUUACAAUCACCUGACCUGCCUGCCAACGAAGGGGUUGGAGCACCUGCGGAGCAUCAAUAAAAUUCGUAUCGAGGGAAAUCCGAUGAGUCUCACUUGUCGAGCUAAGACGACUCGAUGGCUGGUGGACAAGGGGGUGAAUUACAUGAGCUACUCGGAGAUCUCGGAGAACUGGCUGGACGAGAUGCUUUGGAUGUGCGGAUUCGGCGAGCCGGAAGUCGAGGAGUCAGAGAUCCUGAUGAAGGAGUGCGUCCUUCUGAGCCUCUUUAACCAGCUAAAAAGCGCCCUGACGACCUCGGACUCCUACGCAUUCACAGUUUCUGAGUGCGUAAACGAACGCAACGCCGUGGCGAGUUGUCUCCUUCAGAGUGGAAAACCUGGCAAGCCGAUAACCAACGGAGAGGCGAUGCGAAAAUUGCUGCUGGCGGUGCAUGGAUCGGCGUGAAAGAUAAGAAAUUUCGGUAUCUCGCCACUAGAGUUAAUAUCGGUAAUGUCGAGGCGCGCUUUAUCGGCGGUUUACUCGCGGUCUAAAAGGUUCGCUGACUCACCGGAAGAGGCGCUGCCGCUGGGCCGCAGCGACAUACCGAUGGAGGAGAUCUCGCUGUCGAAGAAAUCCUUGUCGCGAGCCCCAUCCCGACUCCCGGUGUUUUUGUCCGGCAUAAUUUGAAUUCGCACGCCGCCAAUUAUUUCCCGCACAUCCUCUUCUCCAAGCCGGAGCACUUCCUACACUUCUUUUCGCGAGACCCGCGAAUCGUUAGUUAAGGACCGCGUUUCACUUUCCUGCGGUCACUCGACGGAACCCCCUAAAAGAAAGAUGGCGUCGGCGCGCCUCCCCGUUACCUCUCCGAAAUCCAAAAAUACGAGGGCGAUCCCGAAGCAGUUAAGUCGCAUCGUUCUACCCGGAUAAGAAUAAACGAUAUUCGUGAGA
Molecule: messenger RNA, 1956 nt
Organism: Orussus abietinus
Lineage: Eukaryota; Metazoa; Arthropoda; Insecta; Hymenoptera; Orussidae
Product: leucine-rich repeat transmembrane neuronal protein 4
Exons: 3
Coding region: 556-1473 (305 amino acids)
Molecular function (GO): protein binding
Source: RefSeq, a predicted model, not a curated record